GCUGUACCGCCUCGCUAUCAGUCUCCAUCAUUUCUCACUAGGAACGGAGACACGGAAACGGAGCAGGGCGAAUACCAAGCUAAACUUUAUAUUAUUAGUACCGGGCACACCGCAUACUAAAGGCGCUGUGAAGAAGAAGUCAGCAUGGGGGAACAUAUUGCCGUUGUCCUGCUGAUGCUUGCCUCCACGGCAUGGUGUUUGGAGGUGCCGUCGGAUGAAGGCGGCGGUCUGCUGGCGGAGCCCCAGGUGGCCAUGUUCUGUGGGAAACUCAACAUGCACAUCAACGUCCAGACUGGCAAGUGGGAACCAGACCCCAGUGGAACCAAGAGCUGCAUCGGAACCAAGGAGGGCAUCCUGCAAUACUGCCAGGAGGUGUACCCCGAGCUGCAGAUCACCAACGUGGUGGAGGCCAACCAGCCGGUCAGCAUCCCCAACUGGUGCAAGAAGGGCCGCAAGCUGUGCCGCAGUCACCUGCACAUCGUGGUGCCCUACCGAUGCCUGGUGGGUGAGUUUGUGAGUGACGCCCUGCUGGUGCCUGACAUGUGCAAGUUCCUGCACCAGGAGCGCAUGGACAUGUGUGAGAGCCACCUGCACUGGCACACCGUGGCCAAGGAGUCCUGCGGCGACCGCACCAUGAAUCUCCAUGACUACGGCAUGCUAUUGCCGUGCGGCAUCGACCGUUUCCGCGGCGUGGAGUUUGUGUGCUGCCCCAACGAGGCGGAGCAGGAGGCCGACAGCGCUGAGCUGGAGGUGGACGACUCUGACGUGUGGUGGGGAGGCGCCGAGACCGACUAUGCUGACAACAGCAAUGCCAAAGAAGCCCAGGCUGCCGAGCGGGAACCAGAGCAGGUAGAGGAACAGCAACAGCAGCAGCAACAGCAGGAGGAGCCCAAGGAGCAGCCGGCCGUCUACACCGACGCCGAGGAGGCUCAGCAGGCCGCCCAGCCGGCCCAGGCCUCCCGCUUCGCAGAAUACGACCAGGAAGAGGAGGAGGAGGAGGAGGAGGAGGAGUACGGACAGGAGGAGGCCGCGGCCGAGGAGGUGCAGGAGGAGGACGAUGAUGAAGAGGAUGCGGAUCAGGACGGGGACGGACAGGAGGACGACGAGGAGGACGACGAGGAUGUCGCUGACGACAAUGAGCCCACCACUAGUGUCGCCAUGACCACCACCACUACCACCACCACCGAGUCCGUGGAGGAGGUCGUCAAAGAGGUGUGCCUGUCGGAGGCGGAGACUGGCCCGUGCCGCGCCAUGCUGCCGCGCUGGUACUUUGUGGGCGCGGAGGGCAAGUGCGUGCCCUUCAUCUACGGAGGCUGCGGAGGCAACCGCAACAACUUUGAGUCUGAGGAGUACUGCCUGUCUGUCUGCAGCAGUCUGCUGCCCACCACCGCCCCUGCCACCCCUGAUGCCGUGGACCACUACCUGGAGAUGCCCGGUGACGAGAACGAGCACGCUCACUUCCAGAAGGCCAAGGAGAGCCUGGAGGCCAAGCACCGCGAGAAGAUGAGCCAGGUUAUGAGACAGUGGGAGGAGGCAGAGAGGCAAGCUAAGAGUCUGCCACGUGCCGACAAGAAGGCAGUUAUCCAGCGCUACCAGGAGAAGGUGGAGGCCCUGGAGCAGGAAGCGGCUCGUGAGCGCCAGCAGCUGGUGGAGACCCACAUGGCCCGCGUGGAGGCCCUGCUCAACGACCGCCGUCGCCUGGCCCUCGAGAGCUACCUGACCGCCCUGCAGGCUGAGCCACCCAGGCCUCGUCACGUGUUCAGCCUCCUGAAGAAGUACGUGCGUGCGGAGCAGAAGGAUCGUCAGCACACUCUCAAGCACUUUGAGCACGUCCGCAUGGUGGACCCCAAGAAGGCCGCUCAGAUCAGGCCCCAGGUUCUGACCCACCUGCGUGUGAUUGAGGAGCGCAUGAACCAGUCCCUGGGCCUGCUCUACAAGGUGCCUGGCGUGGCCGACGAAAUCAAGGACCAAGUUGAGCUCCUCCAGCGCGAGCAGCAGGAGAUGUCGGUGCAGCUGUCCUCGCUGCAGACGGACGUGCGCGUGAGCUACGGCAACGACGCCCUGAUGCCCGAGCUGCCCGAGAGCACGGCCCCACAGGAGACACUGCCCCCGGUGGAGGGAGGACUCCUGGACGGCGCUGGAUUUGUCCACCCGGAGAGCUUCAACCAGGCCAACACCCUCAACGAAGUUGAACCCGUAGAUGCUCGUCCCAUGCCAGACAGAGGACUUCCCACACGGCCAGGCACAGGGUUGAAGCUGGGAGAGAUCCCUGAGCUGAAGAUGGAGGCUGAGGAGAGGCACAGCGCCGGCUUUAUUCACCACCAAAAACUGGUGUUCUUCGCUGAGGAUGUGGGACCCAACAAGGGUGCCAUCAUCGGCCUGAUGGUGGGAGGUGUUGUCAUAGCAACCAUCAUCGUCAUCACCCUGGUGAUGCUGAGGAAGAAGCAGUACACCUCCAUUCACCACGGAGUCAUCGAGGUGGAUGCUGCCGUGACCCCAGAGGAGCGUCACUUGACCAAGAUGCAGCAGAACGGCUAUGAGAACCCCACCUACAAGUUCUUCGAGCAGAUGCAGAAUUAAAGGGGGCUCUCCAAGGGGGGGACACUCCUCUCUAAACCACCUUCUCCCUCCCCCUUCAUAACUCCAGCAGCCAUGACCACCC
Molecule: messenger RNA, 2662 nt
Organism: Engraulis encrasicolus (European anchovy)
Lineage: Eukaryota; Metazoa; Chordata; Actinopteri; Clupeiformes; Engraulidae
Gene: appa
Product: amyloid beta (A4) precursor protein a
Exons: 17
Coding region: 145-2580 (811 amino acids)
Biological process (GO): central nervous system development; axonogenesis
Cellular component (GO): early endosome; cell surface; plasma membrane
Molecular function (GO): heparin binding; transition metal ion binding; serine-type endopeptidase inhibitor activity
Source: RefSeq, a predicted model, not a curated record